Molecule: messenger RNA, 4162 nt
Organism: Physella acuta
Lineage: Eukaryota; Metazoa; Mollusca; Gastropoda; Physidae
Product: signal peptide peptidase-like 3
Biological process (GO): membrane protein proteolysis
Cellular component (GO): cytoplasmic side of endoplasmic reticulum membrane; lumenal side of endoplasmic reticulum membrane; Golgi-associated vesicle membrane
Molecular function (GO): aspartic endopeptidase activity, intramembrane cleaving
Source: RefSeq, a predicted model, not a curated record
UCGCCAUUUUGUAGAACAUAACAUAAACAAAGCAUAAAAGGCAGGCGAUUAACUCAAGGAUUUAUCUCUGUAUUUAGGCUAUUUAACAAUGCUAGUCAUCAAUUUAGUUUAGAUCUAACUAUCUUUAAGGAUGAAGAACCGGGGCUGUUGGUUGUGUUCAAGUGUUGAUAUUGUUGGCUGGUUCACAAGACAUGGAUAAACCUGAACAUACUGACAGUGCUGAAAGACGUCUAUAAGUAGCCUGUGCUCACUUAGCCCCAAUACCUCGCAAGGUUUUAUUUGUUUUAUCGUGAGAUUUGAAUGUUGAAGCGAGUCUUGAAAAGAUGCCAGACGAACAGAUAACUGAGGCGGCCACCAUCUCGGCCCUAACAAUUGUAGACUCCUCACGAAUAUCCACCUUCAUCAUCUCAAUCCUUCUCAUAGUCUAUGGCAGCUUCAGAUCAUUAAAUAUUGAGAGAGAGAAAGAAAAAGAUGAAAAAGACAAAGAAAAGUUUGGCUUAUCUUUACCCGGGGGUGGCAGCUCAGACAGUGAAUCCCAAACGAUGACUCGGGAGACUUAUCAAGGUAACACGUUUUUUUUGUUCACAGAGCUCCAGACCCUGGACACCUGCCAGGCCAUGUUCCUGCCUGUUGGCGCCUCCAUCUCCCUGCUCAUCAUGUUCCUCUUCUUUGACUCCCUGCAAGUCGUCUUCGCUGUCUUCACAGCUAUUCUGGCUACUGUAGCUUUUGCCUUUCUGCUCCUGCCCAUGUGCCAGUACUUUGUCCAGCCGUGUUCCAGUGGACAGAAAAUCUCUUUUGGUGUGUGUGGCAGAUUCACAGCAGCAGAAAUCAUCUCAUUUUGUUUGUCCUUCACCAUUGUCUGUAUAUGGAUUCUAACUGGACACUGGCUACUCAUGGAUGCUCUGGGCAUGGGCCUCUGUGUAGCAUUUAUUGCUCUGGUUCGACUUCCCAGCCUGAAGGUCUCCACUCUUCUUCUCCUGGGCCUGCUAGUGUAUGAUGUCUUUUGGGUGUUUUUCUCCUCCUACAUCUUCAGUACCAAUGUGAUGGUCAAAGUGGCAACACGGCCAGCUGAUAACCCAGUUGGUUUGUUUGCCAAGAAGCUUCACCUUACUGGUCUUGUAAGAGACGCACCAAAACUUUCUCUCCCUGCCAAAUUAGUUUUUCCAAGUUCUCAAAAUUCCAGUCAUUUCAACAUGCUUGGGUUAGGUGAUAUUGUGAUGCCUGGAUUGUUGCUAUGUUUUGUACUGCGCUAUGAUACUUACAAGAAGUCACAGACCUGUUCGGCAGAGACAGGCGUGCCACCCCCGCCCAACUACGUCCAGAGACUAUCAUAUUUUCACUGUUCCCUCAUAGGAUAUUUUUUAGGUUUGCUCACAGCUACAGUCUCGUCUGAAGUAUUCAAAGCUGCUCAGCCUGCUCUACUCUACCUCGUCCCGUUCACAUUACUUCCCCUGUUGACAAUGGCAUACCUUAAGGGAGAUCUCAGACGGAUGUGGCAUGAGCCAUUCCUGGCUGUACCAGUACCCAAACACAUGGAGGUGUAACCUCAAGGGGACAUCACUCUUGUCAAACUAUUCAGAGUUACUUUCUCCUUGUGGUGAUAGACUGAUAUUAAGGAUCACGGUUAGCUAGCUAUGCUAUCUCCCUUUGACUGAGUGUUUACUCAUUCAUGAAGAAACAAACUACACUGGGCUGUGUGUCACUCAGUAAUACAGACCUGUUGUGUGGAUUAUUGUGGUGUACAUUAUUUCUAACUGGAAAUUAAACAUGGAUGAGCCACUGUUGUUGUAAAAAUUGUUUCUUGAUUGUUUGCUGUAGGAGUCCUAAACAAACAGGUAUGCAUUUCAUUUAGGGAAAACUCCUUUUGGUUCUUAAAAAUAAGGGGUUUACAGCAUUCAUGUGCAUAAAACAUUUCCAUCUUGGGUACAGUGGUGAAAGAUGAAUCAUCAGUUCAUCUUUUGUUUGGACAUCGUAGUUAAGCUGGGUACGCUUGAAUGUAUGUGUGUAUGUGACCAUGUAACACCAGUUAUACUCGGUAUUUGUAAGGUGUCCAUAAUAUGAUGGAGCUUCCAUUUUUAGUUUGUGAUGGGGGUUGGUUUUUUUUUUUUUAAUUUGUGCCAAGUUUAGGGAUUGUUACAUUCAGUGAUUGUUACAACUCGAUGAUUGUUACAAUUCAAUGACUUACAAAUUCAAUAAUUAUCCUAGUUCACUUAAAUUAUUGUUACUAUUCAAUGAUGUUGCAAUUCAGUACUAGCUACAAUUUAAUGAUUGUUAUUGAAAAAGGCAUUUUAACCACCUCAGUUUGUGACAGUGCGUUACAUUCUGUUUGUCACUGGUCAGAGUAGAACGUUUCUCGGUUAUAACCAUUUGUUGGCUAUUACCACAGGCAGUUCGUCAAUGUCAGGAUAAAAUAUCUGUCAGUUAUAACCACCUGUCAGUUGUUAUAACCACCUGUCAGUUAUAACCACAGGCAGUUUGUCAAUGUCAGGAUAAAAUAUCUGUUCAAAACAUCUGUCAGCUAAUAUCACAGUUUGUUUCUGGCUAGGAUAAUCAUCUGUCAGUUAUAAUUAUCACGGGCAGUUAGUCAAUGUCAGGAUAAAAUAUUUCAGUUAUAACCAUCUGUCAGCUAAUACUACAGGCAGUUUGUUUCUGGCUAGGAUAGUUAUCUGUCAGUUAUAAACAUCAGUCAGCUAUAACAACUGACAGACUGUUACAUGACAUGAUAAAUCAUUUGUCAGCUACAAGCAGUCAUCAACAAACUGUAGUAUCUGUGUUGUGAAUGAAGGCACACCUGAAACAAUUUAUUUUCUAACACAUACAUGUUAAGGUAUAAAAAAAGGCCAUUGUUUUACAGUACAAAAGAAGUUGUAAAAUUUACAAUUUUUCAAAUGUUGAUGUAAUUUUUUUGACUUUUGUUGUUAGAAUUUACACUUGUAACACUGCAAUUUAUGGUGAAAAUGUAACUUUAGAAAACAAAGUUUGUUAAUUAACUAAACAAAAAACUUUAAUUCAUUUUAAAACCUUUUUUUUUUCAAACUUAAAUCUUUUUCCAAGGAUAAUUAUUUAUUAUUAAUCACAAUUUUGAAAAAUAAUUUUAAAAAGCCUCAACUCACUGCUACUUAUUCUUAUUUUUUUCAAGUUGAAAAAGGAUUACAGUACUUUCCAUAAAGUGGUAAUGUACUGUUUAGCAGGUUAUAUAAGAACAUUUCAAAACAAAUCUGCAAGCACAAACCCAGUUUAAACAUGCUGAUUGCAGGCAGUUCUGUCAAUAAUGUCCAGUUACUGUUGUCUGAAUGAGAUCAAAUAUUCAUAUUUUUUUUUGUUACAUCCAUUCUUGUCACAUUGGCGUUUCACUUAAGUGUGAAUUUGUGGUUAAAAAAACAUCAUCUGAAUUUAACUGUACAUAAUGUUACAAUAGAAUUUUGUUAGUUUUUUUUAUAUAAAAAGUAAUUUGUAUAUAAAAAAUGUACUCAUCACCACUCCAUAGGUUUAACAGUGACUACUAAAUCAGUGAAAUUUAAUAUCCACAUUUACAUGACUCAUCAGUUUUUGAAUGAUAACCAUUUUUUUUUAAAUUUGUUAGUUAUGAAUAUUUGAUACCGUGGGACUAUUCCAGUAAUUUUUCUCAUGUUAUUAUUCUAUUUCUUACAUGUCAGGUAUUUUAUUCUUUGGAAAAAUAAAAUGAUACACAAGUUAGUCUGAUACUUGCAGUCAAAUCACAAGUCUUGUAUAGCUUGCUUUGGUUGCGUCUAUAGAGAGCUUUUUUACAGUGCUGUACCCAGGUUUAUGUUGUUUACUAGUAUACACAGAAAGUUUACUUUUUUCUUGCUAUUAUGUAAACACUAUUUGUUGAUGUUCAACAACACGGAAAGUUUUUUUUUUAAUGUAUGGCGGUGAUGGUCAAUUUGUAACAUAGAGUGAUUGUUAAAAGAAGUGUACUGUUACUGCCCCCCACCCCACCCUCAUUGUAACGUCAUCUUUUAUUUGCUGUAUUUAGUUAGCACAGAAUGAAUUAACCAGAAGUUUUUCUUCUGGUCUAUUAUUGUGAUGGUAUGCGAGUUACUCAACAGAUCAAGAUGAAUCUAGCACCUUCUGGAAUCAGUUUGAUUAUUUUGCAUGUAUUUUUAGUAUUUAUUUUCAAUUUGAGUUGUAUGUAAAAUGA